AUGGCGACAAAUAUUCUACUAACGGUUCUUACUAUCUCGUUCGUCAUUUCGUUCUACCUCUCGUUGACGAGCGCGGCUGUGAUGAACGUAGCUUCUGUGUCUGCAUUUUCCACUCCAGUUGGUUCGCCGUUGCCUUCUCAAGAUAUCCAAGAAUCUAUCUCUCCAACUGCCCAGUUUCAACGGAUCUUGACGAAUCUCGGAUUCCAUCAACUCGCCAUGGCGAUUCCAUCCCUUUCAGACUCCGCAUUUUCGAUCUGGAACGGUCCUUCAACGCUCUUCGCACCGACAGAUGUUUCUAUCCAGAGCUGCGGUUCUUGCUCUCUACCGCAGCUUCUCCGAGAACACAUGGUUCCAGGUAUCUUCUCUCUCGAUUAUCUCCGCAAGCUCUCUUUCGGGACGAAGCUGGAGACCAUGAGCCCUGGAGGCUGCAUUACUGUCACCUCGGCGGCGGAGGAUAACACCAAGAUUUUCAUCGGCGGUGUCGAGAUUACACAUCUAGAUCUCUACAACAAUGGUGUUAUCGUCGUUCACGAUCCUUCCUAUAUUCACCACCACCAGAGGUACCCGUGGCUGAACCAGAACCACCACCAGCUUUGGACUUCUUGUAGCUAUAAGGGUACAUCCAUCGCUGAGCUCGUCACGAUCCUUGCGCUUGUCGGUGCGAACAUUACCAGGUCGAACUUUGUUAAGGUCUGA
Messenger RNA from Macadamia integrifolia, 696 nucleotides. RefSeq lists its product as uncharacterized. The coding region runs from base 1 to 696 and encodes 231 amino acids. Lineage: Eukaryota; Viridiplantae; Streptophyta; Magnoliopsida; Proteales; Proteaceae. The transcript has a single exon. The record is from RefSeq and is a predicted model, not a curated record.